AUGCCGAACAUAAGGGAACAAAUAGAAACCAAUUUAAAACUAUUAAAAUUUGUAGCCGAUUCGCAGUUGACAAUAACGCAAAUUAAUGGUCAAAGGAAGCUUGGUCCUCCUCUGGAAUGGACAGGACCACCACCUAGCCCUAAAUGCGAAAUUUUCGUCGGCAGGAUACCAAGAAAUUAUUACGAGCCCGAAAUCGUCGGUGUAUUCAGUUCCGUAGGAAAGAUUUACGAAUUACGCUUGAUGAUGGAAUUUUCUGGCAUAAAUAGGGGUUAUUGUUUCAUUAUGUACACCACUGAACAGGAGGCAGCUCGAGCUGUCAGAGAGCUGGAUCAGUAUGAGAUUUGUCCCGGUAACAAGAUCGGCGUUGUAGCGAGUCUUAAUAAUUGUCGGCUCUACAUUAAUCAUCUACCACGAAACAUCGACUCUGAAUCGAUCAUAAAGGUUUGUUAUUAA
This is a messenger RNA of Eufriesea mexicana, 453 nucleotides long. Its product is annotated as probable RNA-binding protein 46. Lineage: Eukaryota; Metazoa; Arthropoda; Insecta; Hymenoptera; Apidae. Gene Ontology annotation, molecular function: RNA binding. The coding region runs from base 1 to 453 and encodes 150 amino acids. The record is from RefSeq and is a predicted model, not a curated record. The transcript has a single exon.